CGGAGAGGCGGAAGCGGCGGCGCGGCCAUGGCGGCGGCGGGCGUGGGGCAGCAGUGGGUGCUGGUGGAGAUGGUCCAGGCCUUCUACGAGGCUCCAGCUUACCAUCUCAUUUUAGAAGGAAUUCUAAUACUAUGGAUAAUCAGACUUCUUUUCUCCAAGACAUAUAAGCUUCAAGAGCGAUCUGAUCUAACACUUAAGGAAAAAGAAGAGUUGAUUGAAGAAUGGCAGCCAGAGCCUCUUGUACCUCCUGUGCCAAAAGAUCACCCAGCUCUCAAUUACAACAUUGUUUCAGGUCCUCCCACCCAUAUAAUCACCGUUAAUGGCAAGGAAUGUAUAAACUUUGCAUCAUUUAACUUCCUUGGACUUUUGAAUAAUGAAAAAGUUAAGAGUGCAGCCCAGGCUUCUCUGAAGAAAUACGGUGUUGGCACUUGUGGACCCAGAGGAUUCUAUGGUACUUUUGAUGUGCACUUGGAAUUAGAAGAACGGCUAGCAAAAUUCAUGAGGACAGAGGAAGCUAUUAUAUACUCAUAUGGAUUUGCAACAAUUGCCAGUGCUAUCCCUGCAUAUUCAAAGAGAGGGGACAUUGUGUUUGUAGAUGAAGCUGCCUGCUUUGCUAUUCAGAAGGGAUUACAAGCAUCUCGUAGUAACAUCAAGUUAUUUAAGCAUAAUGAUAUGGCUGACCUUGAACGACUGUUGAAAGAACAAGAGACUGAAGAUCAAAAGAAUCCUCGCAAGGCCCGUGUAACUCGAAGGUUUAUUGUAGUGGAAGGAUUGUAUAUGAACACAGGAGACAUUUGCCCUCUUCCAGAGUUGAUAAAAUUGAAGUAUAAAUACAAAGUUAGAAUAUUUUUGGAGGAGAGCCUUUCCUUUGGAGUCCUUGGAGCACAUGGAAGAGGAAUUACUGAGCACUUUGGAAUAAAUAUUGAUGAUAUAGAUCUUAUUAGUGCAAACAUGGAAAAUUCAUUGGCUUCUAUUGGUGGAUUUUGCUGUGGAAGAUCUUUUAUUAUUGACCAUCAGCGAUUGUCUGGUCAAGGCUAUUGCUUUUCUGCCUCCCUACCUCCUUUGUUAGCUGCUGCUGCUAUUGAGGCUCUGAAUAUUAUGGAGGAUAAUCCAGAUAUUUUUCAGACUCUCCAGGCUAAAUGUGAACGGAUUCACAAAGCUUUACAGGGGAUUUCUGGUUUAAAAGUAGUAGGGGAAUCUUUUUCUCCAGCAUUGCACUUACAGUUGAAGGAGAGCUGUGGAUCUCGAGAAAAUGAUGUGAAGUUACUUAAAAGAGUUGUGGAUUAUUGCAUGAAUAAUGGUAUUGCGUUAACACAGGCUCGCUAUUUGGAGAAAGAAGAAAAAUGUCUUCCUCCACCCAGUAUUCGAGUAGUGAUAACAGUGGAACAAACAGAACAAGAACUGGACAAAGCUGCAUCACUUCUUAAGGAAGCUGCACAGUCUGUGUUGAAUUAGACUGCCGUUUUUUGGAUUCCUCUUUCCCUACAUUAUCAGGAUAAAUGUUUUACACUGACAGUGACUUACAGAUUCUUCCACUGAUGGCACUGGAAGCUGACUAACAAAAUUGUUCUAGAGUGAUACAAAUGCAGUAAGGGGAAGAAUGCUGAAUUUUGGAGUUAGUGAAUGACAGUGUUGUUCCAGUUCAAACUCUGCCAUUUACUCACAUUACUUAAAAUGGGAUAUCACUAUUGAAUUCAUGACUCUUUCAUAAGUUAGUAUAAAAAGUUUUAAAUUUAUUUCCUCAACCCUUAAACGUUCUCAAAAAUGUGUAUAAACAUUCAGUUUCUCCCCAAACCAUGUAAAAUGUGUUGUUUUUUCUCCAUUUUCUCAGAAUGUGGGAACUUAAAAUAAAUUUCAAUUAUCCCUCCCCACCUUCCAAAUGAAAAUACACUUUUCCUAAUAUUACCAAAAGGAUAACACAUUAAGAUAUAAUUUUGUGCUAUAUUAUGUCAUUUAUUAUUGAAUUAUAGGAGGGAAGACCUUCAAUUCUUUUUGUUUAUAUAUCUUUCUCUAACCAUUUUUGGCAGCCAGGUUUUAAGAAAGCGUGGCCGGAGAGUAAAUUCAUAUCAAAUACUAUUUAAUUUUUGCAUUCCGUAUGUAAUUAUAUGCAUGUUUGAUAUUAUAAGUGAGGCUUUUCGUACUAUUCUCUUUAAAAUAUCUAAAUUCAAAUGUCUGAAUUGUGAAACUGCUGUAAUUCCAGUAUAGUAUGUUCAGAUAAGGGAGCUUUGUACCAGCCUUGAAGAGGAGUAAUAGGCAGCAUGGAAAAUGAACCAAGGUUUUGAAACAGCAAGUAAAUACUAGCUUAGUCAAAGUAUUUUUAAGCACAAAAAUGAUAUGUGCUUUGUUUUAUCUGUAAACAUCUAUACCUUAGAAGGGAAGACUCACAGAUAGCUACUAAGAGUUUAGAUGGUACAAAUACUACUUAAACACAAGUCAAUCUGUGCACAUACAAUUCCCGAGUAACUUGAAAGUAAUGUUUGGAGGUUGUGCUGUCAGGAUUUUAAAUAAGCACAGAUGGACAUUACAUAUAUGGACACUUUACUUCAAUCAGGAAACUGGUAAGGAAGUACAUAUCUUUUUAUAAAACAGAAAAUACAGCUUUUUAUUUCACGAUUUUGCUUUAAGAACGCUGUCAUGGUUUGACACUGGCACAAUGCCAGUCCCCUAUGAAAAUAUACUUCUCUGGUGUUUGCUGUGAGAUGUGACUAGGAAAUAAGCAAAGCAGGCCUCCAGCUUAGAAAAAAAAGGUUUAUUAACUAAACUACAAAGGGAAAAAAAACUACACACACACACACACACACACCUGGAAAAUGAAAACUCCACAAAAACAUUUCCUCCUCCCCCUACCACAUUUCCAGUACAUCUUCCAGAUUUCAAGUCUCUAUCCAUCACCCUGUAAAUACUCAAUUUCAGUCUAUCAAGAGGAGAGGAGUCUUUCUUGGGGCUAUGGUGACUUCUUCUUUGCAUGCUCAGUGCUCUCACCACUGUGCAUGGAACAGAGCUGCUUCAAGGGUUAUCCUUUUAAGGGUGCUUUGACCAGUUCUAAAAAAAGCACAGUUUUCUCUCACUCUCGGGAUUUCUUGUCCCCCCCAUACUUGUCUACUCUCUGGGGCCAGGGGGUCUCUAAAACUGAACCCUCUCAGUUCUGAGCUAUCGCUUCUUCUUUCAUGCAGCUUCUGUGUUGCGAGGAAGCAUGGUUCUGUCUAUGGCUGUACUAAAAAGAGUCCAGCAACCAGCUACUCCAUCAUCUCUUUCCGACCUCUUCUUUACUCUCUCAGCCUCACUCACUGCUCCAACUGUCAUUCUCUUGCCCAUUUCUUCUUUAUCAUCAACUCUAUCUCUCCUCCGGGAAAGGUCUAAAUGCUCUGUGAGGUCUUCAUUGUCUAGAAAGGGGUUAACAAACUUCUGCACGCGGCCAGGCUCCUUCCCUGCUGCACUCCCCCCUUCCCCUUCUUUCUUCACAGGCCGAUAUCACUUCAAGGCCACAGGCCUGUACUGGCUUUCUCUCUGUCAUCUUCUAGCUGGUGGGGGGGCUGCCUAAAUCUUCUCGGGGCCUCUCUCCCUCUGUCUUUCUUGGGGGGGGCUACCCAACGCUUCUUGGUGCUCCUCGCCACUCUUCUAUUUUGAGGGGUCAGGCUUACUUUUGCUGGGCUGCAGGUUUCCUCUCCCCCACUCAGCUCGAAGCCGGGCAGGGGAGGCCUUGCCUCUUUGCCGGCUGGAAAUCAAAAAGAGAGAGCUCAAGGGAGUGCUCUGCUUCUAACCCCUGUGUUCUCAGAGGUGCAUCUACUCUAAGUGGCCAAAGCUCUACCUUUACACUGCAUGUUUGAUAUUAUGAGUGAGGCUUUUCGUACUAUUCUCUUUAAAAUAUCUAAAUUCAAAUGUCUGAAUUGUGAAACUGCUGUAAUUCCAGUAUAGUAUGUUCAGAUAAGGGAGCUUUGUACCAGCCUUGAAGAGGAGUAAUAGGCAGCAUGGAAAAUGAACCAAGGUUUUGAAACAGCAAGUAAAUACUAGCUUAGUCAAAGUAUUUUUAAGCACAAAAAUGAUAUGUGCUUUGUUUUAUCUGUAAACAUCUAUACCUUAGAAGGGAAGACUCACAGAUAGCUACUAAGAGUUUAGAUGGUACAAAUACUACUUAAACACAAGUCAAUCUGUGCACAUACAAUUCCCGAGUAACUUGAAAGUAAUGUUUGGAGGUUGUGCUGUCAGGAUUUUAAAUAAGCACAGAUGGACAUUACAUAUAUGGACACUUUACUUCAAUCAGGAAACUGGUAAGGAAGUACAUAUCUUUUUAUAAAACAGAAAAUACAGCUUUUUAUUUCACGAUUUUGCUUUAAGAACACCUGAUGGAAGUUUUUGUAUUCUGCCUAAUAUGUGUUGAGUUGCUUUGUACUUAUGUGCCUUUUUGGUUGCUACUACAAGGAUUAUAUAGGACUAUUUUUGAGAAAUAUCAUUGUUAAAUAUAAUCAUGUUUGAUUCAGAUUUUUACUUACACAAUUGGAUUUUGUAGCAGGGUCGACCAUAUAUUGUUAAAUAUUCUACAUUAGGUAAGCAUAGUCUAUACUGCCUCAGUUCACAGAGACUGUUUCUGUGCUGGUUUUCAAAACUUUUCAUCUGUGUACGUUCAGAUAGAAUACCUAAAGUUGUGUUGGGGUGUUUCUGUGAUUGUUGCUUGACAUUGGAAGCAGUCAAAUCAUUAUCUGUGUAAGGUAGUAAAAGAAAUCCCAGUGUGAAAGAGAAUCCUUAUUUCAAUGACAUUUAUGUUUUCUCUGUUAACUGUGAAUAAAAGCCAGUGAGAAGCCAACAAUUUAGAAGAGAAAAAACUGUGCUGAAUGAGACUGACUCCCAUUUUACACACUGGAACUGAAGGGCAGAAUAGUCAUCUUGAAGACCCUCAGAGACUGAAAGAAAUGGAAAUUAAAUGUUAUGGCUCUGCUUUGAGCUUUUGAGCAAUUUUUGGCUGGAUAAUUGAAACCUGCAAAUUCGAGUGAAGUCAAGCCUUUGAUGUAUAAAUUUGGAACAAAUGAGGUACUUUGAUUCCAGUGUAGCAUAUUAAAUGGUUUUGGAGUUAAGAUAAGCCUGGGAAGGUAAGCAAAUAACCAUUGGCAUUGAAAUCCUAAGUUGUAGAAUCUGUAUUUAAUUCUUUCAUUUUACUUUAGGUUGUCUGCAAAUGGGGUAGAAUUUUUGUGGUGCUUAGAGAACUAACAAAACUUUUUAGAUACAUGGAUUUGUGUUGUUAUUUUUGUUCUUGGUUUGUUGGGUUUUUUUGCUUUUAAAUGAAGUGAUGACAGCUAAGGUAGAAGCAGAGUGAAAUUUCUAGCAAUUUCAAAUCUGUGACUAAGUAGUUCUGAUGAAAUAAAAGUUUAAAAAUGUUGCUAAGAAAUGCCAUAAUCUGAUUCUUUGACAAACACAUACCCACCAUUAAAACAUUGGUAAAAAUGCCUUUGUCCUUUUUUAUUGUUUACCAGUAUGUAGGAAAGAAGCAUUUAGAUCACAGUAAAGUGAAUACCUUGGUUGAUAGCAGCUGAAGUGCUCUUGUAAUAUAUAUUUUACUGACAGGUUAUAUGCAUGGUCUCUGUAAGAAAUUAAGACACUUAUGAGAUGUAACUGGUGGAGAGGGAAAUCCCUGGUCAGUUUAAGCGUAUCUGGCUCCUCUUCAUUUUGAGUUUUUUGAUAAAUGUCUCUGUCAUGGCAAGCAGUUGAAGAAAUGGGUGGCUCUGGGGAAAAAUGUUGAUUGGGUUAGGGAGACAGCAGGUGAUUCUGAUUAAACUUGUGACAUUUGAAAAAUCAGAAGCCUGUUAAGGUGCUUAACUGCCCAGUGCUCUUGGCUGAUAAAUAUAUUAACAAAUCUGUUAGUUGCUUUGUAGUUACAUUUGGAUGAAUUGGUAUUUUUCCAUCCAUUUCUUCAGAUGUGGACAUGAGACUGGAGUUCAGUGUAAACUAUUAAGUAGGAUACUGUGAGAUGAAUCAAACACAAGGACCUUAUCCCAAACUUCAAAGUAUCUUUUGAAAAUAAAUUUUGUUUCAAUUAAUUUAUGUAUCUCACUUUGCCACAUACUUGGAACAGAGUUUCAGCUAAAUGGAUAAUAAAUCCAGUAUUUUAAAUAGUGAAGAAAGAUAAAUGUUGUUAAUUUUUUAAAAUAGACUGUUAAUAUCUGACAGUUGAGCAGGAGGGCAUUUUAACUGUAAAACAUUGGUCAUUUAUUGAAAUUGUCAUGAUGAAACCAAUUUUUUACAAUAUAUGAGGACUGGGGUGGACUGGAAAGAAUUUAUACUUUCAAAAUAUUUUAUCUUGAAGAAACAUGUCUACAUCAUAUAUAUAUUCAUAUUUUAAGCAAAGAGAUUUAUUUUCCUUGAAUAUUUAAAAAUAAUUGAUUGCUAUUUGUGUAGUUUCAUGGAUUUUAUAGGAAAAACUACAGAUGCCUUUUCUGUUUAUUAUAGUAAUCAUUAUUUUUGGAUAGGAGGUGAAAUGCAUAAGGAGAGUAUUAAGAAAGAAAGAGACGUAUGGUCGAAUAACUUUGAUUUUAUUUUUUUUUCACUUUUGAAAUAUGAACCCAGUCAAUGCACAGAAUGGUGUACUGUCUCCUUUCUGUCACUCCAUCUGGACUUUAUUAUUUUAAACAGGGUUGUGGAGUGUUGGCAUUCACUGAUCUAUGAAGUUGCUACCACAAAAGUGUCUUGCAUCUUAAGAUGACUAGAGAAGUGCACAUGUAAAUUUACAGAGCUGUAAAUGCUGCUUAAACAGAGGAAAUAUUUACAACUAACACAAAGCAUUUGUACAUUAAACUGUUUCAGUGUCCUAAUAAAAGGAAAUGUCUGGAUAACAUUUCUUCUUGUGUUUUUAUGUUCUUUGGCAGUUUUCAUGGUAAUAAGGUAACAGGCUUACUCUGUCUCGCUGUUGAUAGAUUUUCCAGAUUUUGGUUUCCUGUCCAUUAUGUACUAGGUAGUUGCAAAAUAUGCAUAGUAGAAGUCACAGAAGCUACUAAAUCUGCUGAAGAGUACCUAUCAGGGAAGGACAGUUUAUACAUGUCCAAUUUCUAAUACUUUGGUAGCACACACUUGCUGAAAACUGCUAUUGCAAGCUAGACACUGGACCAGAUACAGUUUUGUUGUGAGUUUGGAUGACAUAUGCCCCAACUUUGAGACACUGUUA
Camarhynchus parvulus is the source of this 7150-nucleotide messenger RNA. It is a transcript of the gene SPTLC1, whose product is annotated as serine palmitoyltransferase long chain base subunit 1. Gene Ontology annotation, cellular component: endoplasmic reticulum. Gene Ontology annotation, biological process: sphingosine biosynthetic process; ceramide biosynthetic process. Lineage: Eukaryota; Metazoa; Chordata; Aves; Passeriformes; Thraupidae. The coding region runs from base 28 to 1455 and encodes 475 amino acids. The record is from RefSeq and is a predicted model, not a curated record. Gene Ontology annotation, molecular function: serine C-palmitoyltransferase activity; pyridoxal phosphate binding. The transcript has 15 exons.